This is a messenger RNA of Ipomoea triloba (trilobed morning glory), 896 nucleotides long. RefSeq lists its product as uncharacterized. The transcript has 2 exons. Lineage: Eukaryota; Viridiplantae; Streptophyta; Magnoliopsida; Solanales; Convolvulaceae. The coding region runs from base 68 to 643 and encodes 191 amino acids. The record is from RefSeq and is a predicted model, not a curated record.
UUUAAUUUAUUCAUUCCCUUAAUUGCGUUUGGCAAAAAGUUUGCUUGGUUUAUGCAAAAGCACAAAGAUGGUGAUGACCCCAUUUCACGGCGGAAGCACCACUUCUGCUACGGCAGUCUCGCUGGUAUUGACGCUGUUUUUGAUUCUUGAUUCUCCGGCGGCCAUGGGGAACCCCGUUGUUGACUUGUCUAGCAUAGAAGAGGUGGUGAACAUGGCCGGCUAUGGGGAGGAGAAGCUUUCCACUGUUCUCAUUGAUGGUACUGUCCUCUGUCAUCCUUGUCUCUACGCUGAAAAGGCGGCGGCUCGUGACGAUGGUCUCCGGCAGCCGCCUCCGCCACAACCCAUCUCAGGUGCUUCCGUGGGUGUUUUCUGCGGAGGGAGAUGGCGGCGAUUAUGGGCGCGGAACACGACGGACGAAUACGGCGAGUUCCUCAUAGAUCUGCCUUCCCAUCUCCAUGCACUUCCAAACCUACACAACAUUUGCAGGGUUAAGAUUCUUCAUCUUCCAAGGGGUUCAACCUGCAGCACCCACCCAUCUUUUAAAGGGAAAGGCAUCAAGCUCACCGCAAUCCGCGACGUCGGCGUCCGUACUUACACCGCCCACAACAUACAUAUCACCCCUAAAACAUGCACAAAACGUUAACAAACAACCAUAUUAAUAUAUAUUGUAUUCUAGGUAUAAACAAUUACAUACGACGAUGGAGAGUUUUCAGUUUUGUACAAAAUUGGCCACAGCGUUACUCAUCUGGUUGGCGCUCCAGUCACAGUGUUUGAGUUAUUUACGUGCAGUGGUCUGGCUUCAGCUUGAAUUGCUAAGUUAUAUAUUUAUAUAAUAUAGUAUAAAUGAGUGGCAAGUAUUUAUCUUUUGAAAUAUAUGUGUGUUUGUGCACGAGAAA